Molecule: messenger RNA, 1738 nt
Organism: Adelges cooleyi (spruce gall adelgid)
Lineage: Eukaryota; Metazoa; Arthropoda; Insecta; Hemiptera; Adelgidae
Product: tektin-4-like
Exons: 7
Coding region: 129-1469 (446 amino acids)
Biological process (GO): cilium movement involved in cell motility; cilium assembly
Cellular component (GO): microtubule cytoskeleton; nucleus
Source: RefSeq, a predicted model, not a curated record
CCCGGGUAUUGUCUACGAUUCAGUUUUCAGCUUAUUUUUGAAGAAAAAAGCCACUAUGUAACCGGUCACCGACAAACGAGUGCAUUUGAGUAAACCUAUUGUCGAAUUUUGUUGAAAAUUAAACAAACAUGAGCGUCCCGUUGAAAAGCCAACUGACAAUGUGCGAUAUGAUCCCGGAUAACCCGACCGAGAGGACCACCGACCAAGGUAUUCGCCGUUCCUGUGUCACGUACGACUUGUGUCAGAGACCGGCUAAGGAAGCGGAUAAUCUAUAUUCGUUUGUGCAAUGGCAAAAACACAAUGAAGACCUGCUAAGCCGAUCUGCCCAGGGGCACCAUCAAUCGAGCGUAGUUGAAUAUAACGUGCAGCGUGCCAUCAACACUUUAUCUGGGUCCGUGGACAAAGGUAUGUUGGACAGCACGAACAAAAUCGCAGGCACGGCCAGGAGCAUAGACCGGUGGAAAGCGAGCAUGUACCAAGCGUUGGAAAAUGUACGAAACGAAAUAGACCUGCUGUGUUUGGGCCAAAAGAAACUGCAAAAAUCCCAAACGGCUUUGGGAGUCAUCUGUUCAAUAUCGACCGAGUGCUUGGACAGACGGUCGUUCAGGUUAGACAUGGAUCUCGCUUUAGACCCAAGUCAAGUCGAACUCGUUAAGGAGAGAGAUCUGAUCAACGAGAUCGGCGAAUUAAUGUGUCGCACACAAACGCAAAUCAACGACCAACUUGACUGCAAUAAACGUAUAAAACAGCGACUCGAAGAGAAUUGGAGUAACAAAAAUAGGUCGUUCGAAAUAGACGCCAUUAAUCUAGGACUGAGCAUUCAUUCGACUUUGAUUAUGUCACACGACAAUGCCGUUAAAGAUUCCGAAAGUACUUGUCUGUCGAUACCAGAAUGGGAAGCGGCCACUCAGAAUUUGCACAAAGAAACAGAACAAGUGCUUGAAGAUUCGGCUAAGUUAAGAUCGCUUUUAGACGAUUACGUACUUAAGGGAUGCGCAAAAAGAUUAAGGGACCAAGCUGACGCAGUAGACAUCGCUUUAGCUAGAUUUAUAGCUAACACACAACAAGUCAGUCAAGCUGUGGAAACCGAUUUAAAUCAGGUAGUAUACAGACUAGGCGAUUCAGAGAAAUCACUUGGACAUCUUCGCCAGGUCAUAACUAAUUUAGAAAAAGCCAAAAAAACUGCCGAAACCAGAUUGUACAACCGACUGAAACGCCCGGGCGAUGAAAACUGCAACGAUGCCGCUCAGUCUAGUCUCAUAAUGGAAGUUAAGAGUCUGCAAGAGCAACUGGAUACGCUCAAUCAUCAGUUGCGAUGUGCUAGGACAGGACACACGGGUUUACAAGAUGCACGUUUGCAACUCGAAGACGAGGCUAGGGUCAAACGGAAGACACUGUGGAUCGAUGGCAUAAGAUGCCAAAACGUACGCGCGCAUUAUCCGUCACUCAAUGUACUCAUUGGCCAUUAAAAUAUAACAUAAUACACCAGCUAAAAUGUGUGACAAGGACCAAAUAAACCGAUGACUCGACAAAUAGUUUUAUUAAAAAUACCUAGUUCGUUAUUGUCAAACAGUUUUGUCAACGCUAAUUCAUGUGCACGUUCAACACGAGUAGCUAUAGUAAAAUUUAACAGUAAAAAAAGCAACAUUUUUUUUAACCAUGAGGUAAUUUAUUGAUGUCCAACGUUAAAAAUAUGAAAUAAUUAAAUUUAUUUAUAUUGAAUAUAAAAUGUUUACUU